Closterium sp. NIES-67 is the source of this 3399-nucleotide messenger RNA. The record is from the annotation of a GenBank genome assembly. NCBI's taxonomy places the organism in Eukaryota, Viridiplantae, Streptophyta, Zygnematophyceae, Desmidiales, Closteriaceae.
CAUUGUUUGGCGUUGCGUUGCAGCCUCUAGUUAUGCUGGCUUCUUGCCUGAACCUCUUUAUUUGCAUCCCUCCCUCCUGCCUAACACCUCCUGCCACUUAGGUCCUUAUUCCGCGGUGGUGAUCUAUUCCAGUCCUUUAACUCAGGGCUACCUGCAUUGUUCCAAAUUAGGGUUCUCAUCUCGUCUCGCCUCCCUCGCACCUCGCGUCCAGUAGGGGCACUCGACUCAUCACAUCUGCUUGACACGUGUCACCCGUCAGCCGCCGUUUCUCGCGCGUAGCUCGCGUCGUCUGCCCCGUCAGCUCGUUUAACUAUGUUCUGCUGCUUCUGUCGCUCGCGAACCGCGGACGAUGACGACGACUACGCCACGUCACUCCCCCCCGCUCCCUCGGGCCGCAAGCACGCCGCGCCCUCUGCCAGCGGCGCAUCCGCAGGCGUGCACGAGUUCGCGAGCCAGAUGGCGGCCGCCGACGACCGCGUCGCGAUGUCUUCCGUCGCCGUGCUUCACGCCGCGCAGAUCCGCAGCAUCCGCUCCGAGAAUGCCGGCGACGCGAGGCCCGUCGGCACGCCGCCGAGUCGCGGCGGCAGUCGCGGAGCGACCCCGACCCCGCGAGAUUCGCAGCGGUCGCCAGGAAUCGCAGGCGACUGGAGCCGGAGUUAUCAAGGUCAGUCCACCCCUGGCGCCGCGUCCGGGGUAGGGUUUGGGUCGAACGCUGCCGCUGUGGGGAGCGGAGUUAGUGGGAGCGGAACGGGCGGCGGCGCGGCCGUCCAUAGCAUGUCGGAGCCUCGAAUCGCGAGCCUCCCUGGAGCAACAGGGGACAAACUGCCUGUAUCGCCUUUAUCGGGUAUGGUUAUAUCAGGUCAGGCGCAGGGGAGCCAUCACCACGCGCAGUACGCGCACCAGGGGGCGGGCGGAGGGGCGGGCACGGGUGUAAGCGCGGGGGUUGGCGCAGGCGGAGGUGGAGGCGGAGGAGGGGGAGCGGGUGGCGCAGUUGUGAUGGCGGGCGGGCCGGGGACGCAGCGCCCGGUGCCACUGGCGGGGGGCAUGCCCUCAUCUGCGCCCGGGCGCGCGCGGAUACUCGCGUGGCUUCAGGAGUCGGACUUUACCUACGCCGUAGUUAACGAGGUGGAGAACCUUCCUAUGAAACUUCCCUCGUCGAGCGGUAAAGGAACAAGCAGCGGCACUGGCGAUAGCGAUUCUGUGACUGUAGGCGGAGGUGACAGUAGCGGGGGGACGAACAGCACGAGAGAAGGGAGCCACGACCCCGCUAGACCCUCACAUCCCAACCCUGACGAACCCGUUAUAGAGAAACUCGGCUCGUUCUUAUCAAGUUUAUUAAACGGAUUUUACGAUGACGCGAGCAGCCCGGCCCCUCCCCCGCAGCCCGGCAGCAGCAACCAGCCGUUCGACCCGUUCGCCAGUUCCAGUAACGCGGGGUCGUGGCGGCGGCAGGGGGCGGUUGUGACUCUACCCGGGACCAGGAAGGACCUGCCGCCCGCAGCGCCAACGUUCGGCUCGAGUGCAGCGGGGGGAGGAGGAGGAGGAGCAGGAGCAGCACGAGCAGCAGCAACAGACAGUGGAGGUUUAGGCGUCGGUCGUUCAGGUGCGGUUGCAGCUGCCCCUGCUGCUCCAGCUGCCGCACGAGAUGCCAAUGCUGCUGGUGCUGCUGCUGCUCCUCCGCCUAAUCCUGCGUCCCCUGCUGCUGGCAGUGCGUCUCGUAACCCCUCCGCUGUGCGCACGUGGAAGGAUAGUGCCGGUGCUACGUUGACCAACACUAAGUUUCACUCGCAGGCUCGGCCUACCGUGCCUACAGGCCUGGGAGCAGGCUCGGGAACCCUGCUAUCCCCUGCUGCUGCCGCCGCUGCAGCGGCAGCCACGGCGGCCGCAGCUGCGGCAACAAUGGCAGGGGCAGGGGAGGAUCGAAGUCGAGGCGCCGCCGAGCCUUGCGCUCUUAGCCCUGCGCCCCCUGCAGCAGCAGCAGCAGCAGCAGCAGCAGCAGACGGCGGAGAAGGGACUGUGGAUUCAGGCGCAAGGGAAGAAGCUUCAGCGCCAGGUGGAGAGGAACUAGCCGCAGAAGCAGACGUUGCAGCUGGUGCUGUUGCAGCCACCUGUGCAGCAGACGUGGGCGGAGCAGGGGGGGCAGGUAGGGGAGCAGGUGGGGGAGGCGCGGCAGUGGGGCGGGGGAGAGAGCGGGAGAAGGAGGGUCUCCUAGUGCAGGCUCUAACCAACCUGGUGAGGCAGAACGGAGCAGAGGGGGAGGGGCGAUGCAGCAUGGAGCGGGAGAGGGGCAGUGGGGAGUGGGGGGCGCAGGUUUCAGGGGGGAAAGAGGCGCAUGCCGCAGGGGAGCAGGAGUCGCGUGGUGUGGGCGGGAGGGAGGCGCGAGGGGGGGGAGAGAGCGAACCGGUGAGCCGGUCAGUCACAGAGGCGUCAGCUGGGGACCUGUCAGCUAUUGCCAGCACGGGUGCAGGGCUUUUAGGGGGAGGUGGUACCGGUGCAGGUGGAGCUGCCGAAUCUGGUGUGGCAGCAGCAGGGGUACAGGGGUGGUGAGGUGACUUGUCUUAGCUGGUCAGUCACAGAGGCGUCAGCUGGGGACCUGUCUGCUGUUGUCAGCACUGGUGCAGGGCUUCGGGGGGGGGGGGGUAGCAGCAGGAGGGGUACGUGCAGGUGGGGUGCGGAAUCUGGUGCGGCAGCAGCGGCAGUGCAAGGGUGCUGACUUGCCUCAGCAGCACGGCCAGGCAUGGACGCUGCACCUGGGAACCUCUCUGCUGUUGCCAGCACCGGUGCAGGGCUUGUUUGGGGGGUGGGGGGAAGAGAGAGGGGGGAAGAGGCAGGUGGAAUAGGGGCAGGUGGGAUAGGAGCAUGGGGUGGAGUUGCAGGAGCUGAAUGUGGUUGGGCAGCAGCAGCAACGCAAGGUUACAACCGCAGGGAAAUAUUUUGGUGCGGUGCGGUGCAUUUUGAGAUGCCUCAAAGCCCCCACUGGCACCUGUGACCUGACUACUUGAAAGCCACCCAUGCACAUCCAUCCAUGUGAUGAUGCAUUGAGACCAAGUUUGAGGCGCCUCUACUGCAACGACCAUGCGUGCAUGCGCGCUGCGCCCACUCCACAUGGCACAGCGAUGCGACGAAUUCUGAGGUGCUUUAAAGACGAUGCAAUGCGCGCCUGCGUGCUGCCUUACUAGCUGGCAAGUAUGUAUGGACCCCCCCGAUAGGUGGUAGUAUGAGGUUGAGUAGAGCAUACCAUAGUGGCCUACUGUAGGUGUUUUACGAGUUUAUUAUUUGGUGCAGGUUUGGCUACUGUAGUUACAUUCACACUCACUCAAGUGAUGCGAGGUGGUAGGGGUGCUGUAGGCUACUCUAACGAAGGCCUUGGCUACCUGUUCUUCUCUGUAUGACUGCAAU